Messenger RNA from Gossypium raimondii (Peruvian cotton), 3376 nucleotides. Its product is annotated as extra-large guanine nucleotide-binding protein 1. Bases 447 to 3104 code for a protein of 885 amino acids. Gene Ontology annotation, biological process: G protein-coupled receptor signaling pathway. The record is from RefSeq and is a predicted model, not a curated record. Gene Ontology annotation, molecular function: guanyl nucleotide binding; G-protein beta/gamma-subunit complex binding; GTPase activity. The transcript is spliced from 8 exons. Lineage: Eukaryota; Viridiplantae; Streptophyta; Magnoliopsida; Malvales; Malvaceae.
GAACAUGGCCUUUGUCGUUGGCGAUUCAGAGAGAUGUUUCCAUUCCAUACUCCUUUGACAAAUGAGGCACUUCAUUUCAUUUCAAGUGUGCAAAAUUUCAUCAUUUCCUUCUCCAGCGUGUUGACUUGGAAAAACAAUGAAUAAAUGCAACCCGAAUAUGUUUUCUCCUGUCCCCAUCGUUUACUCUGAACACAAGACUCACUCUACCAUGUUUCUUUUUCUUUAUUCUUUCAUUUCCCUUCUCAAUUUUUCCUGGAAAUUUCCCACUCCUUGUACGUCUCCCAUCUUUCCUUCUUAAUUGUUUGAAUGAGUUAUUAGCUAAUUGUUAUUCUGGUGGCUAAUGGGUUUUAAAGUUUGAUUUUUCUUUUCCCCUGCGUUCCUCUGGUUUAUGGAAUUACAAUUGCUAGCUUAGUUUCUUUGGAAUUGAGACUUAAAAUAUAGAAGUCAUGGCUGGGAUCCUAAGAAAAAUUCUCCAUGUUGGGCAAUCAUCUCCUCCCAAAGAUGAUGAUAGUAACGUUGAAUACUCAUUUGCUAUUGAGUACAAUGGUCCUCCCGUCAGUUUUGAUAUCCCCAGCGCAGUUCCGGUGGACGUUGACCAACUCCCAACUGCUGCCACUGUUUCUUCUUCCUAUGUUUUGAAUAACAGCAUUUCAUUGCCAGUUAUCCAACCUGUUGUAAAUACUAACAAAAUGAAGCAAAAUCUAGCCAGACACAAAAAAAUUGGUUCUGGUCUGUCCAAUGAACCAUCAAUUCAAGUUGUUAGUUUGGAUUCAUUAGGUCAGACAAUUGAUGGCAUAGGAAGUUGUGGCAUUAUGCAAAAUUCUCAUGUUCAUGAUAGUUUAGCUGAUGAUUGCAAGCAAGGUUUAGGGUUGCACAACAAGUACAUGGAUCCUCCCGAUUCUGAUGCAACAGGUUCCGUUUUGAGCUCACCAUCAGUUUCAUCAUCUGGGGUAUUUUCUCAAAAAAGGGAGGAUAUUCACAACAAUGAGACUACUACUCGCCAUGUCAAAAGACCAUCUGUUGUAACUUUCCGUGGCCCUGAAUCGUGCGACAUGGUCCAGGGAGAGUCCAAUUCCAACUAUUCCGAGACGCAAAGCAUGCAUACUGCUGAACAAUCUAUUGAGAGGAACGGGAAAAAAGGGUCAUGUUAUAGGUGUUUAGAGGGAAACAGGUUUACGGAGAAAGAGAUUUGCAUUGUUUGUAAUGCUAAGUAUUGUUGUAAGUGUGUGUUGAGAGCAAUGGGGUCGAUGCCAGAGGGGAGAAAAUGUGUUACUUGCAUAGGGAAGAAGAUCAACGAGUCAAGGCGAGAAAGUCUUGGAAAAUGUUCCAGGCUGCUCAAGCAGUUGCUCAAUGAGUUGGAAGUUAAACAGGCAAUGAGUUCUGAGAAGACAAGCAAGGCAAACCAGCUACCACCUCAGCUGGUUCUUAUAAAUGGAGAGCCUCUGAAUCAAUAUAAGUUGCAUGUUUUGCAGACCUGCCAAAACCCACCAAAGAAACUAAAACCAGGACGCUAUUGGUAUGAUAAAGUAUCUGGAUUUUGGGGAAAGGAAGGACAUGGUCCUUGCCAGAUUAUUACUGCCCAGCUAAAUGUUGGAGGUCGUAUCAAGGCUAAGGCUAGCAAUGGAAAUGCAAAAGUACUCGUAAAUGAUAGAGAGAUUACAAGAAAAGAGCUGUGGAUGCUGCAGUUUGCUGGAGUUAAUUGUGAAGGAAAACCGAGCUUUUGGCUAAGUGCAGAUGGAUAUUACCAGGAAGAGGGUCAGAAGAAUGAAAAGGGACCUAUAUGGAAGAAGACAAGAAUUAAACUUUUCUGCGCUCUCUUGUCUUUGCCGGUUCCUCCUAAUGUGGUGAACCCUGCUGGGGAAGAUGUCAGCCAGAGGACCCUGGAGCAGCAAGUGCUUCUUAAACUUCUACUAGUUGGCUAUCAAAAAUCAGGCACAAGUACAAUAUAUAAGCAGGCCAAGAUUCUGUAUAAUGUUCCUUUCUCAGAAGAUGAACGCCAAAAUAUCAAAUUGAAGAUCCAAUGCAAUUUGUAUGGAUACCUUGCUAUAUUGCUUGAAGGACGAGAACGGUUUGAAGAAGUCUUACUAGAGAAUAGAAAAUUGCAGUUUGCUGAUGGACCUGGUUCUUCGGGCGGUGCAAGCCAGAUUGAUGGUAAAACAAAAUAUUCCCUUUCCCCAAGACUGAAAGCCUUCUCGGAGUGGCUUGUCCAAGUGAUGGUAUCUGGUAAUCUGGAAGUCAUCUUCCCAGCUGCUACUCGUGAAUAUGCACCAUUUAUUCAGGAGCUGUGGAAUGAUGCAGCCUUUCAGGCCACUUAUAACCGGAGGCAUGAACUCCAAAUGCUUCCCAGGAUUGCUACUUAUUUCCUAGAACGGGCUGUUGAGAUCUCAAGGACAGAUUACGAGCCAUCAGACAUGGAUAUCUUGUAUGCUGAGGGAACCCAAUCAUCCAAUGGACUUUCUAGCAUGGAAUUCUCUUUUCCCACAAGAGAAAGAGAAAGCUUUAUUGAUGGUUAUCAACAUGAUCCAUUAGCAAGGUACCAACUUAUUAGACUGCAUCCCAGUAGCCUUGGGGAAAGCUGCAAGUGGGUGGGAAUGUUUGAAGAUGUCAACAUGGUCCUAUUUUGCGUCUCCUUGACUGACUACGACGAGUUUUGGUUAGACAGUAAUGGAGUUCUUAUAAACAAAAUGGUGGCAAGCAAGCAACUGUUUGAAACUAUAGUCAGUCAUCCCACCUUGGAGCAAAAGGACUUCCUUCUUAUACUCAACAAAGCUGACCUACUCUUAGAAAAGAUGGAGGAGGUUCCUCUGACUCGGUGUGAAUGGUUCCAUGACUUCAAUCCAGUUAUCAGUCACCAUAACAACAAUCUUACUGCUUCAGUGGCACAACGUGCCUUCCAUUAUAUUGCUGUGAAGUUCAAGAGGCUAUUCGAUUCUCUUACACAUAGUAAGUUGUAUGUUUGUAUGGUUACUGGUUUGGAGCCUGAUUCUGUUGAUGACGCUUUCAGAUACGCCAGAGAAAUCCUUAAGUGGGAUUACAACGACAAUAGCUUCAUCAGCAACGAGUUCUCCACUACUACCCAAAUUGAGGCAAGCACAACUUCAUGACCCACGUUUUGUGUGUGAGUGUGUGCUCUAAAUCACAGAACUCAACUCUAAAGCAGGGCAAGCACUUCUUUCUUUUGUAUUUACUAGAUUUCCAAUAUGUAAGUAUGUAUGUAUGUAUGUAACUCGAAAAUCAAUUAGAAAACACUCAAGCAUUACUGGAUAUGUUUAAAAAGAACAGCUAAUCAUAUACAGCGCUCAGAUACAAAAGAAUUGAACACUAAAAGCAGAGCUGGCUGCCAUAUCCACAAUAAAACAACUCUAAUUUACACAAA